CUUCCGGUGCCCCCAUAGCCCCACUCCCUCCCGAUGCUAGCACCGUCGGGCUUGGCUGUGGGAGCGUAAUGGCGGUGCACCGGGGACCCUCUACGAAAUGGCUCUUCUCCCGGGAGCAGCUCGAAAACACGCCGUCUCGACGCUGCGGAAUCGAGGCUGACAGGGAGCUUUCGUACCGGCAGCAGGCGGCCAACUUAAUCCAGGACAUAGGCCAGAGACUCAACGUAUCCCAACUUAUUAUUAACACCGCUAUAGUAUAUAUGCACAGGUUUUAUAUGAUCCACUCCUUCACAAAAUUCCAUAGAAAUAUAAUUUCCCAGACUACUUUGUUCCUGGCAGCCAAAGUUGAGGAGCAGCCCAGGAAGCUGGAACAUGUCAUUAAAAUAGCCCAUGCCUGCAUUAACCCACAAGAGCCUGCCCUAGACACUAAGAGCAACGCAUUCCAGCAGCAGGCACAAGAGCUUGUAGCACUGGAAACAAUAGUGCUGCAGACGCUGGGGUUUGAAAUAACAGUUGAUCAUCCACACACAGAUGUUGUGAGGUGUUCCCAGCUAGUGCGAGCAAGCAAGGAUUUGGCACAGACUUCCUAUUUCAUGGCUACCAACAGUUUGCACCUCACCACCUUCUGCCUGCAGUAUCGGCCCACAGUCGUGGCGUGCGUCUGCAUCCAUCUGGCCUGUAAGUGGUCCAACUGGGAGAUCCCCGUGUCGACAGACGGCAAACACUGGUGGGAGUACGUGGACCGGACUGUUACGUUACAGCUGCUGGAUGAACUCACACACGAGUUUCUUCAGAUUUUAGAGAAGACGCCAAGCAGACUGAAGAGGAUACGAAACUGGAGGGCCAUUCAAGCUGCUAAGAAGCCAAAGACAGAGGGCCCAUCCGUGGAUAGUGCCUUCCAGGGGACAUCCCUCGACAGCCUUCCUGGUGUCACCAACUCCUUCUUCCCUUCCACGUCUGGAUCUGACUCUUCGGACAUCCCCUCCCUGAACAGCAUCACGGCCCCCUACUCGUCUUACCAGCCGCUCAGCGACCACUCAAAGUCCUGUGGUUACGACCAGUUUUCCGAGCCUCACCACUCAGACUUCACGCUGGUGAAACACGAACACAAAGCUGCAGGCGGGUCGAGCGGCAAACACCAGCAGCUCGGGACAAACGCCGCAGCCUUUACACGACCUCAGAAAGUCUUGACUCUUGAAAAGUACAGAGAGAAACACGCAGCGGCCGAGCUGGCGUUGCAGAACGGUAUAAAAGAGGAGCAGAGCACAGACAUGUACGCCCCACCCCCCACUCUGUCCACGCACCACCACAAGAAACGCUCCCAGCAGCAGCAGGCCAGCCAGUCGGGCGACAGCAGGAGGGAAAAGUCCAGCUCGAAAAAGAGCCGGCUGCCUUCUGCUUUCGCUGAGAACGGCUCUGCCACCAGUGAGGAGCUUAAGAUGAGAAUCAAGGUUUCAUCUGAGCGUCACGGAGGCUCAGAGCAGGGCGGGAGUGGAAAAGACAAGCACAAAGAGCACCACCGUCACUCAAAACACAGCCACUCGCACGCUUACUCAAUCAGCGGGAACGGCAGAGGGACAAUAGACAAUGCCUCCUUAUCCCUACGAGCUCCCAGCGGCCACUGCAACGAUGUGGGCUCGUCCGGCUCAUCUCGAAAGAGGCCUCACUCUGACGCCGGAAACCACAACCACAACCACCACCACUCAUCGAAGAGCAGCAGGAGCUCCAAAGGAAGCCUCGGCUCGUCCCACUACGCGUCAGAGAGCGGCCCGAGAAUGAUGGAGCACCACGGCCACGACGGAACAAACGGCAUGCUGACAUCCAAUGGCCAACACACUGACUACAAAGACACUUUCGACAUGCUGGACUCUUUACUAAGUGCCCAAGGAAUGAACUUGUAACCCUCAGAGUCCGGUGUUGUCUAGAUUAAGGUAUUACCAUGUUUAAUAGAAUUUUAAAAAAUGAAUUUAUUUGUCUUAAAUUAUGAUUUCUGCAUCGCCCUCAGUCGUGUCCACACACUGAUCAUUGAUGACUCUUGUAAAGCUGUCAGAAAUGUAAAAUUACAUGCAUAGAGCUGUGUACAACUAGCUUGCAACAAAAACACAAAACCAUGAAGUUUCAAAAAAGGUGGCUGGAAAGAUUUUAAACAUUCUUUUAACAUGAUUUUAACCUGCAUGUUUUCAGCCACAAAAGGGAAGACAUAGCUAGUGUCUGCAGCCAUCUUGACAGUUUACACUUUUUUUUUUUUCCUUUUUGUAUGUUACAACAUCCUGUUCCACUAAAAAUCUCAGGUCUUGAACUUUUUUGAUAUGAGAAUGAAUCUUCCUCUGUUUGGGUUUAUUACCUUUAUCCGUGGAGAUGUUAUCACCUCGUCCAUUUGCUGACGAAGACUGGCAGAACUCGUCUCUGUCAUAGGAAACAUGGUCUGCUUAUUUUUCAAAGUCAAUAGUUUAAAAAAAGAAACUCAUCCAAACGUGAGGCCGGCUCGUCUAUCUGCUGUCUAUUUAGACUUCCAAGGCCACACCUGAAUUUAAUGUGCAGACUCAUUUAGAGCUACAAAGGAACUUUACAUAACAUCUGCUGUGAAAGUGCAUUUAAGAUAUAUCGGCUAAAACUGCAAAAGGGCCUUGUGAUUGUACCUUGUCAAGCGCUAUUCAGUAUGAUUAAUGUUAUUACUAUCAGAAAAUACAGAUCUUAAAAUAAGAUUGUGUAUAUAGGACUGUAGUUGAGAUUUAAAAUGUUGGUUUCUUGCAUCAGUCCAAACUUUCUCCAUUCAGUGUAUAAUGAAAUCUAAAGCAGACUGUAUUGAUGAACAUAUCCUCGAUUUGUGUAUUUGGAGCCCAAAUAAAGGUGUAAAAGUGAA
This is a messenger RNA of Cheilinus undulatus (humphead wrasse), 2863 nucleotides long. RefSeq names its product cyclin T2b (gene ccnt2b). The record is from RefSeq and is a predicted model, not a curated record. NCBI's taxonomy places the organism in Eukaryota, Metazoa, Chordata, Actinopteri, Labriformes, Labridae. The coding region runs from base 69 to 1901 and encodes 610 amino acids. Gene Ontology annotation, molecular function: cyclin-dependent protein serine/threonine kinase activator activity. The transcript has 9 exons. Gene Ontology annotation, biological process: regulation of transcription by RNA polymerase II; positive regulation of DNA-templated transcription, elongation. Gene Ontology annotation, cellular component: nucleus; cyclin/CDK positive transcription elongation factor complex.